AUGGCCGGUGGUCUUGGAGUUGGAUACGUUGGAGGUUACGGAGGCUACGGAGGUGGCCUAGGCUAUGGCGGAGGUCUCGGAGCCGGAGGGGGAGGUGUAGGAGUCGGGAGCAGCGUGGUCUUGCUCAGAGGAGGUCCUGGAUUCGCCAGGGCUAUAGCGGGACCGGCGUUUUUGGUGAGGACAGUGCAUCACGUCAACAAGGUGCACAGUGGAGGCGCCCUCGUUGCCCACAGCGGUCUGGGAGGCGUUGGCGGAGGCCUCGGUUAUGCUGGAGGAUAUGGUGGCCUUGGCGGACUUGGAUAUGGUGCGGGCCUCGAGUACGGUGGACUUGGAAUAGGCGGUGGCCUUAAGUAUGGUGGAUACGGCUACAAGGGCUAG
This is a messenger RNA of Rhipicephalus microplus (southern cattle tick), 378 nucleotides long. RefSeq lists its product as uncharacterized. The record is from RefSeq and is a predicted model, not a curated record. NCBI's taxonomy places the organism in Eukaryota, Metazoa, Arthropoda, Arachnida, Ixodida, Ixodidae.